Molecule: messenger RNA, 1451 nt
Organism: Paraphaeosphaeria sporulosa
Lineage: Eukaryota; Fungi; Ascomycota; Dothideomycetes; Pleosporales; Didymosphaeriaceae
Product: GroES-like protein
Exons: 1
Coding region: 124-1176 (350 amino acids)
Molecular function (GO): oxidoreductase activity
Source: RefSeq, a predicted model, not a curated record
CGCAACUCUAACCUCAGCUUCCAACCAACGUUAAUUAAAUCAAAAUAAGAUGUUAAUCACCCUCACCACACCUCCCACCUGUCUUUUCCUAGGACUGCAUACAUAGAACCCACCACAACCACAAUGGCCCACCCCGUCCGCGCCUGGACCUUCACCAACGGCUACCCCUCCACCCUGCGCCUCUCCACCAUCCCAAUCCCCCAAGAAAAUGACGUCCAACCCACGCACAUGCUCGUCAAAAUCGCCGCCUGCGCCCUCAACCCCGUCGACAUCCAGAUCAUGAACCUGCCGCACUUCUCCCUCCCCACGCUCAACGGCGAAAAAACCACCGUCAUGGACUUUGCCGGCACCGUCGUCGCCGGCGGCGGUGCCCAGUUCUCCAAAGGCGACAAAGUGUUUGGCAUGGCGUUUGCGUCGUAUGCGCCCGCGGGGGGUGCGUUGGCCGAGUACGCGCACUUCCCUCUUGCAACGACGGUCGCGGUGAAGAAGCCCCGCGCGUGGCCGGUGGACAAGGCCGCGGCGAUCAGUCUGGUGUGGUUGACGGCGAAGGCGUGUGUCGAGGCUGUGGCGCCGUGGGUCGAAGCCACGGCGAGCAAGCGCGUUGCUGUGCUGGGCGGCAGCAGCGCGACAGGCAUGUACAUCACCAUGCUGGUCAAGCGGCGGGGGUGGAAAGUGGUUGCUACCAGUUCGGCAAGAAACCGGGGGUUCGUGGUGGACGAAUUGAAGGCUGAUGCGCAUGUGGAUUAUACCUCCGAACAUGUGCGGACUGCGGUGGGCAAGUUCGAGCCCGAUGCCGUGGUGGAUUGUGUCGGGGGGACUGAGUGCAUCGGGUUGCCGUCGAGUAAGAGGUAUGUCACUAUUGUGGGGGAUAAGACCGGAAGGACGAUGAUGGGGGGCCCGGCGACGUAUUAUGAUAUGAUGCAUCCGGUUCAUGCUGCUGCGCAGUGGGUGAGGUGGGCGAAGGGGAAGUAUGGGCUGGGGGAGAGCUACGAUGUCGUUAUUCUUGAUCAGAAGAGCGAGUGGCUUGAAGAGGCGAAGGAGACGCUUUCCCCAGAGGAUAUAUACAUUGACAGUGUGUACGAGUUUGAGGACGCGAAGCAGGCGUUUGAGAGACUGAACACGGGGCGCGCAAAGGGCAAAGUGGUGAUAAGAAUUGGCGAGCGGAGUAGCACUUGAACGUCAAAGGAGGCCUGUCGCAGCCGUACAAGUAAGUAUCAGAGUAAGAGGUAAAAAGAGUACGACGUCUGAAGAUAUUUUCACCAUUACGACCGACGCUGUCAUCAUACUUUAGACUCUCAAGGCCCUCACAGCCUCACCUCCGUCGUCCGAUUCGUCUCCACAUCCAGCACGAACCCAAAUACCUGCACAUCCUUGGGCAACAGCUUAUCUGCCACAAUAAGCUUCAUAUCCUCCCUCACGCUUUCCUCCUCCGUUUGGCUGCACCGCCUUAG